This is a messenger RNA of Jatropha curcas, 5789 nucleotides long. RefSeq names its product pleiotropic drug resistance protein 1. The record is from RefSeq and is a predicted model, not a curated record. Gene Ontology annotation, molecular function: ABC-type transporter activity; ATP binding; ATP hydrolysis activity. Lineage: Eukaryota; Viridiplantae; Streptophyta; Magnoliopsida; Malpighiales; Euphorbiaceae. Gene Ontology annotation, cellular component: membrane.
UCUAUGUAUGUCGCUCUUCUCUUUAUAGGAAUACAAAAUGCCGUAUCAGUGCAACCAGUUGUGGCUAUUGAGAGAACAGUUUUUUAUAGAGAAAGAGCAGCUGGAAUGUAUUCUGCAUUGCCAUAUGCCUUUGGACAGGAACUGGAGCUCCAAUCAUAGACCUAUUUAGUGCUAUUGGUGCCAUUGUUGACUGGAUGCCUUACAUACGGGCCAACAAUAAGCAUCAAAAAGGUCCGAUCGACUUCUAAUAAGAUUCCACUCUACAAGAUUUGGCACCAUGCUCUCUCAGUCCAAACUGUCCUCUUCGUUGCUUACAAUUAUCCAAUAUAAAAAUCAUAUUAAUGUACUGUGGAAAGUCUCAAUCUUGAAUUAUUAUUAUAUAAAUUGUGAAGAAAAAAGGGAAAUUAUUGAUAGUCAACCAUUAUAGAAAUAAAUAAGUCUUGGUGCUUAGAAUAUCCCCCAAUCAUAUAGGAACAAGACAAAACAUUUCAACUUACCAUCUAAAAUACUUAUCAUACAAAAGGAAUUAGAGCAGGAGCUUUUUCCUUUUGAAAAGUACAAAUUAAAUGAAACAGGGAUUCUAUAUUGGCUUCAUGUCAACUACCUGAUAAUUUAUUGUCAGUCUCAGAGUAUAUGAAGUUUAAAAAAAAAAAAGAAAGAAAGAAAGAAAGAAAGAAAGAGAGAGAAAUGGUGCACCGUCUCCUUAAAAUAAAUUGAGAAAAACAUAUACAAUUUAACACAAUUUUUACUUAACAAACGAAAAUUUCCUUAGAAAGCUUUAAUUUCUACAAUAAUCACUGAUAUACAUUAAUAUAAGAAUAGAAAAUUUUUUUAUGCUCUCCUAUUUAGUUCAGAGAAAUAUUAUUCAUAUCAGAACUAGAAAAAUACUCAUACAUAAAUAAAAUAUUCCUGUUGUGCAGUCUCAUUUUUUUGGUCAUCGAAGUAUCAAAAAUUUCAGUCACAGUUUUUUUUUUUUUUUUCUUUUUUUUUCAUUGUGAAGUUAUUUGUGCUUUGCUAUAUAUAGACCCCUUAUUUUUAGGAACUGUGUAAGAGAAACAUAUUGCUGUUGUUUCCCUUUCCAAUCCAUCCAGGCAGCUUUUUCUUCAAACCCAUAUAAAAUCCAUGAAUUUGAUAUUUCUUGUUUGGUUAUCAUAUUGAAAUUUGAACAACAAAACGUUGUUGAAAGCUGGUGAAAAUGGAGAGUGGCGAUAUAACCAGAGUGAGUAGUGCACGUUUAAGCAGUGCUAAAGUGAGUAGUGCACGUUUAAGCAGUUCUAAUAUAUGGAGGAACACUACCUUGGAUGUUUUCUCCAAGUCUUCAUGUAAUGAUGAUGAUGAAGAAGCUCUCAAAUGGGCUGCUUUAGAGAAACUGCCUACUCAUUUACGUGUAAGAAGAGGUAUUCUCACUGAAGAAGAAGGUCAAUCCAGAGAGAUUGAUAUAAACAGCCUAGGAUUAAUAGAGAAAAGGAAUCUACUGGAGAGGCUGGUGAAAAUUGCAGAGCAAGACAAUGAGAAGUUUUUGUUGAAGCUCAAAGAACGCAUUAUUAAAGUUGGACUAGAAAUGCCUACAAUUGAAGUCCGGUUCGAGCAUUUAAGCGUUGACGCACAAGCAUAUAUUGGAAGCAGAGGAUUACCUACAAUGUUCAACUUCUCUGCUAAUAUGUUUGAGGGAUUCUUGAAUUAUCUUCACAUUUUCCCAAGCAGAAAGAAACCGUUAUCAAUCCUCCAAGAUGUUAGUGGAAUUAUCAAGCCUCAAAGAAUGACAUUGCUGUUAGGUCCCCCAAGCUCAGGCAAGACCACGUUGCUUUUGGCUCUAGCUGGAAAACUCAGUAAAGAACUAAAAAUUUCAGGAAACGUUACUUACAAUGGACAUGGAAUGGAUGAGUUUGUACCACAGAGGACAUCAGCUUAUAUAAGUCAAUAUGAUCUUCAUAUAGGAGAAAUGACUGUUAGAGAGACACUGGCUUUCUCUGCAAGAUGUCAAGGUGUUGGAACCCGUUAUGAGAUGUUAACGGAAUUAGCAAGAAGGGAAAAGGAAGCAAACAUCAAACCAGACCCUGAUAUUGAUAUUUACAUGAAGGCAGCUGCACUAGAAGGCCAAGAGACCAAUGUUGUUACAGAUUAUAUUCUCAAGAUUUUAGGACUUGAAGUAUGUGCUGAUAUCAUGGUGGGUGAUGAAAUGAUACGAGGCAUCUCUGGUGGACAAAAGAAACGAGUUACAACAGGGGAGAUGCUGGUUGGGCCAGCAAGAGCACUUUUCAUGGAUGAGAUAUCAACCGGUUUGGACAGUUCAACAACUUUUCAAAUGGUGAACUCACUCAGACAGUCAAUCCACAUUCUCAAUGGAACUGCCGUUAUCUCUCUUCUCCAACCAGCACCUGAAACAUAUGAUCUUUUUGAUGACAUAAUUCUUCUGUCAGAUGGACAAAUUGUAUAUCAAGGUCCACGCGAAAAUGUGCUUGAAUUCUUUGAAUAUAUUGGCUUCAGAUGUCCUGAGAGGAAAGGAGUUGCUGACUUCUUACAAGAAGUAACGUCAAGGAAAGAUCAAGAGCAGUAUUGGGCACGAAGAGAUGAGCCUUAUAGCUUUGUUUCAGUGAAGGAAUUUGCUGAAGCGUUUCAAUCAUUUCACAUUGGUCGGAAGUUAGGUGAUGAACUUGCCACUCCAUUUGACAAGUCCAAAUCACACCUUGCUGCUCUAACAACUAAGAAGCAUGGUGCCAGCAAGAAGGAACUCUUGAAAGCUUGCAUUUCAAGAGAAUAUUUGCUCAUGAAGAGGAACUCAUUUGUGUACAUUUUCAAUAUGUCCCAACUUAUUAUACUUGCUUUCAUAACAAUGACCGUAUUUCUAAGAACCGAGAUGCACCGAAACACAGAAACAGACGGUGGGAUCUAUUUGGGUGCUCUUUUCUUCACAGUAAUCACAACUAUGUUCAAUGGAUUCUCAGAGCUCGCAAUGACCAUCAUGAAACUUCCUGUCUUCUACAAGCAAAGAGACAUUCUUUUUUAUCCUUCAUGGGCAUAUGCCCUACCUUCGUGGAUUCUCAAGAUUCCAAUCGCUUUUGUAGAAGUUGCUGUAUGGGUGGUCAUGACAUAUUAUGUUAUAGGCUUUGAUCCAAACAUUGGAAGGUUUUUCAAGCAGUACUUGAUACUCAUGAUUACUAGCCAGAUGGCAUCUGCACUGUUUCGACUGACAGCAGCAUUAGGCAGGAAUAUAAUUGUUGCUAACACAAUUGGGUGUUUUGCAUUACUUGCUGUACUAGUUCUUGGUGGAUUUGUAAUAUCAAGAGAUAAUGUGAAGAAAUGGUGGAUAUGGGGUUACUGGUUCUCGCCAAUGAUGUACGUUCAGAAUGGGAUUUCUGUGAACGAAUUUCUUGGGAAGAGUUGGAGACAUUUAGCUCAUAAUUCAACAGAGCCAUUAGGGAUUACUGUCUUGAGGUCACGUGGACUUUUCCCUGAAGCAUAUUGGUAUUGGAUUGCAGUUGGAGCUUUGACAGGAUACAUCUUCCUGUUCAAUUUCCUUUUCAUCUUGGCCCUUAAAUAUCUCAAUCCAUUUGGAAGGUCUCAACCAAUACUAUCAGAAGACGUGUAUGCCCAGAGAAAUGCUACCAGAACCGGACAAGUAAUUGAACUAUCAUCAAAAGGAAAGAGCUUUCAAGAAAAAGGGAGUGUGAGCGAAAGAAAUGCCUCGUCAAGGACACAAUCCAUAAGAGUGAGCAUCUUCAAUGAUGACCAUCAAAAAAGGAAACGGGGAAUGGUUCUCCCAUUUCAACCCCUUUUCAUCACUUUUGAUGAAAUCAGAUAUGCUGUAGACAUGCCACAGGUAAUGAAAGCUGAAGGUAUUACUGAGGAUCGUCUAGAACUUUUAAAGGGUGUUAAUGGUGCAUUUAGGCCAGGAGUCCUAACAGCUCUAAUGGGUGUUAGUGGUGCUGGCAAGACCACUUUAAUGGAUGUCUUGGCUGGAAGAAAAACUGGAGGGUACAUAGAAGGAAACAUCACGAUAUCUGGAUAUCCGAAGAACCAAGAGACUUUUGCUCGCAUAUCAGGAUACUGUGAGCAAACCGACAUCCACUCCCCACAUGUGACCGUCUAUGAGUCACUGCUCUACUCUGCAUGGCUUCGACUACCUUCUAAGGUUAAUUCAUCAACAAGAGAGAUGUUCAUUGAAGAAGUCAUGGAGCUUGUGGAGCUGAACACUAUAAGAGAAGCACUUGUUGGAUUGCCUGGUGUGAAUGGGCUAUCAAUUGAGCAGCGCAAAAGGCUGACAAUUGCCGUUGAGCUUGUUGCUAACCCAUCUAUAAUCUUUAUGGAUGAGCCAACCUCUGGCCUUGAUGCUAGGGCAGCAGCUAUAGUUAUGAGAACAGUAAGGAACACAGUGGACACCGGGCGAACUGUGGUGUGCACUAUACACCAGCCAAGCAUCGAUAUAUUUGAUGCUUUUGAUGAGUUGUUUUUGCUGAAGAGGGGAGGGGAAGAAAUUUAUGUGGGUCCAGUUGGCCGACAUGCUUGCCACCUUAUCAAAUAUUUUGAGGACAUUGAGGGAACUCCAAAGAUUAAGGACGGUUAUAAUCCUGCAACUUGGAUGUUGGAAGUUACUACAGCUGCACAAGAAGUAGCUCUUGGGGUUAACUUCUCUGAUAUAUAUAAGAACUCAGAACUAUACAGGAGAAACAAAGCCUUGAUUAAGGAAUUAAGCAAGCCUCCACCAGGUUCAGAGGAUCUAUCCUUCCCAACUCAAUACUCACAAUCCUUCUUAACCCAAUGUAUGGCUUGCCUGUGGAAGCAGCAUUGGUCAUACUGGCGAAACCCAUCAUAUUCUGCGGUUAGACUCUUAUUCACAACCUUCAUAGCCUUGAUGUUUGGGACAAUAUUCUGGAAUCUAGGUUCCAAAAGAGGCAGUAGACAAGAUAUCUUAAACGCAAUGGGUUCCAUGUAUGCUGCUGUUCUCUUCUUAGGGUUUCAGAAUUCUACAUCAGUGCAGCCAGUUGUGGCUAUUGAAAGAACAGUAUUUUAUAGGGAAAGAGCAGCUGGAAUGUAUUCUGCAUUGCCAUAUGCCUUUGGACAGGUUAUGAUUGAACUCCCAUACAUUCUAGUCCAGACUAUAACAUAUGGGGUUAUAGUGUACGCUAUGGUUGGGUUUGAGUGGUCAGUCAGCAAGUUCUUUUGGUAUAUAUUCUUCAUGUACUUCACUUUAUUAUAUUUCACUUUCUAUGGAAUGAUGAGUGUGGCCAUUACUCCAAACCCCCACAUUGCUGCUAUCAUUUCAUCUGCCUUUUAUGCAAUAUGGAACAUUUUCUCAGGAUUCAUCGUUCCUCGACCGAGGAUUCCUGUCUGGUGGAGAUGGUACUACUGGGCAUGUCCUGUUGCUUGGACACUGUAUGGAUUGGUUGCUUCCCAAUAUGGAGACAUAAAGGAACCAUUAGACAGUGGUGAAACAGUGCAAGAUUUCUUAAGGAGUUACUUUGGGUUUCACCAUGACUUUCUUGGAAUUGUAGCACUGGUUCUGGUUGGUAUUCCUGUGCUUUUUGGAUUCAUCUUCGCCUUCUCUAUCAAAGCGUUCAACUUCCAGAUCAGAUGAGGCUUUUAUGGGCUUACCUGUAUUUAUUUGUAGCCCAGUCUAGGCCCAACAAAGAUAAAAUAUCAAAUACAAAUUCCGACUAAUUUGAAAUUAUGUUCCACUCAGUUUGGGCUCAUUAUAGUGUAUUAUAGAGCUUUGUCUUACCUUGGGCCUCUUAUGUGCACAUUGUCUUGUUGAUUAAAUAAUAUUUUUAAUUACGUAAAUGAUUUAUUAA